Molecule: messenger RNA, 10541 nt
Organism: Oncorhynchus kisutch (coho salmon)
Lineage: Eukaryota; Metazoa; Chordata; Actinopteri; Salmoniformes; Salmonidae
Product: zinc finger protein PLAGL2-like
Exons: 3
Coding region: 420-2156 (578 amino acids)
Biological process (GO): regulation of DNA-templated transcription
Molecular function (GO): DNA-binding transcription factor activity, RNA polymerase II-specific; RNA polymerase II cis-regulatory region sequence-specific DNA binding
Source: RefSeq, a predicted model, not a curated record
CAAUGCUCGCGCCCCAUAACUCGCUGCAGCCUGAGAGCGAGACAGAGACACGGUCAGGCCCCGAAUAUAGAUACAUUAUAGAACAUUUUAGAUUAUUUAGUUUUUAAAUCAAACAACAGAUCGAGGGAAGAAAGACCGUGAAAGGUGGCGUGGAGUCUCUCCCACCGUAUGUUUGUGAAUAGUCGGUGAUGGAAUGUUACGGGGGGUUCCAUGAGACAUCGACUAAUGCGGCGCUGGAAACUUUUUGCAGACAUUGACAACAGCAGCACUAUCUGAGGCCCAGACCGUAGCCCUCCUAAGCCCUACCCGGUCCUGCCUGGAGCCACGCCCUACACUGCCCUCCACCACUCCCCACAUAGAGCCUGGAAGGCAGGGAAGCCACGGCCGGGAUUUCAUGGCAACAGCACCCUAGGGCUGCCAUGGCAGCUGGUGCCGCCGAGGCUCCACGCCAUGUUACAGCACUGACGCCGGAGGACGAGGAACGACUAGCCGCUGCCGAGCUGUACAGCGACUCUACCCUGCCACGGACAGAGAGAGAGAGAGAGAGGGAAGAGCGAGCCAGCGGCAACGAGUGUUUGGUGUGUGGGACUUGGUUUGGUUCGCAGGAUAAGCUUCGGCUUCACUCUUUCUGUCACACGGGAGAGAAACCCUUCCACUGCUCCCAGCCACACUGUCCUAAGGCCUUCAGCUCCAAAUAUAAACUGUUCAGGCAUAUGGCCACACACUCUCCGCAGAAAACUCACCAGUGCUCGUUCUGCGAGAAAAUGUUUCACCGCAAAGAUCACCUGAAGAACCACCUGCAGACCCAUGACCCCAACAAAGAGGCCUUCAAGUGUGAGGAAUGUGGCAAGCACUACAACACCAAGCUGGGCUACAAGCGUCAUGUGGCCAUGCAUUCAGCCACUGCUGGGGACCUCACCUGUAAGGUGUGCCUGCAGAGCUACGAGAGUACCCCUGCCCUGAUGGAGCAUCUCAAGAGCCACUCGGGCAAGUCCUCCGGAGGUGCCAAGGAGAAGAAGCACCCGUGUGACCACUGUGACCGCCGCUUCUACACACGGAAGGACGUGCGUCGCCACAUGGUGGUCCACACCGGCAGAAAGGACUUCCUGUGUCAGUACUGCGCCCAGCGCUUCGGCAGGAAGGACCACCUGACACGGCAUGUGAAGAAGAGCCACUCUCAGGAGCUGCUGAAAAUAAAGACAGAGCCUCUGGACAUGCAAGGCAUGCUGGGCUCUGGCUCCUCCCCCUGCACUGUCAAAGAGGAGCUCAGCCCCAUGAUGUGCAGUAUGAGUUCCAACAAAGACCACAUGCUGGCCAAGACAUUCCCCAGCGGCACCCCCUUCCCCAUGGGCAUGUACAACCCCCACCACCUCCAGGCCAUGUCCAACCCUGAGGUGGGCCACCACCACUCUCUGAUGCCUGGCUCCCUGUCCGCUGCCAUGGGGAUGGGCUGCCACAUGGAGCCCCCCCUCCAUCCCCCGCACCACCACCACCACCACCACCACCAUCACCACCACAUCCAAAACUCCCCCCCACUGCCCCACCUGCAGCAGCCCCAACAGCACCAGCAGCAACAGCACGCCCAGCCGCCGCCCAAAUACCAGCUGGGAUCUACCUCAUACCUGCUGGACAAGCCCCUCAAAGUGGAGAUGGAGAGCUUUCUCAUGGAUCUGCAGAGUGGGCUGACGGGCCACCACUCAGGCGAUCAUCAUCAUGCUGCUGCCUCGCCCCCCAAGGAGGGACUAGAGCACCCCUCAGGCCUGACAGACGAGCUGUGUGGUGACCCCCUCCUGUCUAAGAGCCCUGCUGUCAUCGCUGAGUCUCUGUGCACUGCUAACAUGGACUUCUCUCACCUGCUGAGCUUCCUGCCCCUCAACCUGCCCCCCUACAACGCCCCCAUCAGCACAGCAGGACUAGUCAUGGGGUAUACCUCAUCUGCUGCCUCCUCCUCUUCCUCCUCUUCGUCAUCCUUGCGUGGCACUGAGCCGCACGCCGCUGCCACAGCCGCACCUCUUACCUCUUUGCAACCUCAACCUCAGGAGCAGCAUGGCUCCAGCAGGGGCCUGGGUCUAGGGCCCCUGCACCCUCUCCCGCCAGUGUUUAGCUCCAGCCUCAGCACGACCACCCUGCCUCGCUUUCACCAGGCCUUCCAAUGAGGGGCCCCCCAAGCCAUCAUCCUCAGCUGACUGCCUCACACCCAGGGGCCCAGGGGCCAAGGGUCCUCCUGGGCUGCAAGGGUGGACAUAAAAACACUUGAACACUUAGAAGCCUUAUUUGAAGUGCACAAAAGCUUUUGAUUGAGCUCCAGAGGAAACUAAACCCCCAUUGUUGAAACAAAAAGGAAAAUAAACGUUCAAACUAAGGAGCUUUUGUUUGGCCUUUCUUUAGCUGUGAUGAUUGAAUCCCUGUCUUUUGUUUGGCCUUUCUUUAGCUGUGAUGAUUGAAUCCCUGUCUUUUGUUUGGCCUUUCUUUAGCUGUGAUGAUUGAAUCCCUGUCUUUUGUUUGGCCUUUCUUUAGCUGUGAUGAUUGAAUCCCUGUCUUUUGUUUGGCCUUUCUUUAGCUGUGAUGAUUGAAUCCCUGUCUUUUGUUUGGCCUUUCUUUAGCUGUGAUGAUUGAAUCCCUCUGUCUUUUGUUUGGCCUUUCUUUAGCUGUGAUGAUUGAAUCUCUCUGUCUUUUGUUUGGCCUUUCUUUAGCUGUGAUGAUUGAAUCCCCCUGUCUUUUGUUUGGCCUUUCUUUAGCUGUGAUGAUUGAAUCCCCCUGUCUUUUGUUUGGCCUUUCUUUAGCUGUGAUGAUUGAAUCCCUCUGUCUUUGUUGUUGUUUGUUGAGUUGGAUCCCCAUUUAGCUUUUGUAGAAUCAGCAGCUACUCUUCCUGGGGUCCACAAAAAACCACGACAAGUAACAAAACACUGAUACACAAGGACAGUCACACAAAUUAAAAUACAGGGAUGUACAAACAAUACAUCUAAAAUAUGUGUGUGUGUGUUAAGAGUGUGUGUCUCUUAGUGCGUCUGUGUUAGUCUGUGUGCUAGUGUCUGUUAGUGUGUCUGUGUGCUAGUGUCUGUUAGUGUGUCUGUGUGCUAGUGUCUGUGUGCUAGUGUGUCUGUGCUAGUGUGUCUGUGUGUUAAGAGUGUGUGUCUCUUAGUGCGUCUGUGUUAGUCUGUGUGCUAGUGUCUCUUAGUGCGUCUGUGUGCUAGUGUCUGUGUGCUAGUGUGUCUGUGCUAGUGUGUCUGUGCUAGUGUGUCUGUGUUAGUGUGUCUGUGUUAGUGUGUCUGUGUUAGUGUGUCUGUGCUAGUGUGUCUGUGCUAGUGUGUCUGUGCUAGUGUGUCUGUGCUAGUGUGUCUGUGUUAGUGUGUCUGUGUUAGUGUGUCUGUGUUAGUGUGUCUGUGCUAGUGUGUCUGUGUUAGUGUGUCUGUGUUAGUGUGUCUGUGUUAGUGUGUCUGUGUUAGUGUGUCUGUGCUAGUGUGUCUGUGUGUUAGAGUGUGUGUCUCUUAGUGCGUCUGUGUUAGUCUGUGUGCUAGUGUCUGUGUGCUAGUGUGUCUGUGUUAGUGUGUCUGUGUGUUAGUGUUAAUGUGUGUGUGUGUGUGUGUGUCACCUCACAGUCCCCUCUGUUCCAUGAGAUGCUGUUUAAUCUGUUUCUUUUAAAGGUAAUUCUUCUGUUUGCUGAGUAACUGGACAUGGAAGGGAGUUCCAUGGGACCACGGCUCUGUAUAAUACUGUGAGUUGCCGUGAAUGAGUUCUUUAACCUCUACCACUAGCCUAUCCCCCCUCGUCACUUCCCUCCCUCUACUCUGUAGUCAGGAGGCAGCGUCUGCAGGCCUGAAGGCCUGGUACUUUACAAAGUCAGAAUAUUAAGAAAAAAAUAUUAAUUUUAGAGAAAAUUAUAAAAUAAAAAAAACAUAUAUAUAUUGUUACCCAGAAGCCUAGUGACCCAGAAGUAUAGUUUUGAAGUGGGUGAAAUAUAAUUUUCUAGCUUUUUUCAAAUGUGAAAAAAUCUCUCCCGUGAGUGUAAAAGUCUGAAGCACCUACCCAGAAACACCCUCGUCAUCGUCGGGGGGGGGGGGGGGGGGGGGGAUUAGUGAAGAACGAAAGUGAUAGUGCCCCACGGACAUUACCCUCCUCUAAUAUAGGCUACAACCACACAACAAAAUAUCUGUCUUGAAAAAGUGCUCUUAAAAAAAACUGGAAUAACUGAUUACUGUUCAGACUCAUCAGUUGUGCAGAAAGUCAAAUAAAAGUGAAAACAGAGAGUUGAUUUUAACGUUGAUAACCAAACACAGCGACCACUGGUGCCCACAUAUUAAUGAAAAGCAGAUGUGAAAAUAGCUGAGUCAGUAGAAAACAUGCCAAGUCAUGCAUGUUUUGUGUUGUUCCUCAAGAGCAGCACUUUUAUUUAGCAGAAGUGUCUUUACCUUUAGGAAUCUCUUUGGCUAACCACCGGGACCUGCUCAACCAGGGCCAGGCCAGUGAGGAUGACCCCAUGUGGAGGAUAUACCCCUCCUAUAAAAGCUGCUCUUGAAAACAGGUCAUUAUUUGACUCAUGAGGAUUUUUCAUUCCUUCAACUGUCAUUCUUCCAGCAUUGGUUUUUAACAAGUCAAUAUGUCACAUCCUUUGCCCACCUUUCAUAUAUUAAUGAUUUUUAUUUUGAUGAAAACAAAUAUAUAUCCAGUCUGUUAGAUACAUGGUAAUAAUAACCCUGACAUAUGUGAAUAGAGAACAAAAAUAACAACGACGACAGUUAAGGAAAACGUGUAAAAGAAUGUUAUUUGCAGUGUAUUAAAUAUCUCGUCAAAAAUGAACAUUAGAAUUGCUUUUAUGUCAGUAAGGUGUAUUUAGGCGUAUUAAAACAAAGUGUUUUUUUUUAUGUGGCAGGUUUACAUGUGUCUGUAUCUGGCAUUUUAUUGAUGAGAAAUGGGAUGUAUUUAGCUUUGCCCUUGGAGCUUUUCUCCUCUGGAUGUAUCGUUUAUCUGUUCAUGUACUACUAAAACAAAAACCUGGAUUGUUGACUUUGACAAAUGUGUAGUUAAUAGGCUGUUAGUGGCACAAUAAUCCAGUAGGAUUUUACAUAGACGUCUUUGAUCGUCUCGUACGACUUAAAAAAAAAAAAGAAUGACUGACGUCGAUAGUCUAUUUUCUCAGUUUGAAACACAACCUGAUUAAGAGGUCUGGUUUUAAGAUGCCUUUUUCAUAUACACUAGCCUGUUGAAAACUUGCGCCCAAAGUUGUAAAACUAUAAUAUGUGCUCUGUAUCACGUAAGUGAUAUUUGUAUGAUGGAGAAUAUGCAUAAUGUCCUGUCUUUGGUUUGGCCAACAAAUGAAUGAUAUGUUUCACUUUCCUACAGACGUCCUGAUUGAUAGAUCGAGAGAUAGGCUUUGGAACACCCAGCACGUGGGGUAUAUAAAGUCCAUUAGUCAAAAGAAAGUCAAAGUGCAUCUUGAGCGUACAAGGACUGAUAUAAACAGUAUUAAUAUAUUAUCCUCUUGGUUUGCAACUUUCUCAACUCUCUUGACUUUGUCUGUUUGAGUACUCAGCCCAGUCCAUAUGCAACUAUUAGUAAACAUGUAGUUUCAAGUAGACGCCAAGUAUAAAGAAAAGAAAAACUACAACUAUAUAACAUAAGGAAAACAAAACAAAUUGCUGCUUUUAGCUACAGUUGCUUGGAACAGAGAACAUUUCAACAUUGCAAGAUGUAAACAUGCACAGUGGUACAGAUUUGAACUGUUUCCUUUCCUGUCUGUACUCCUCACUCAGCUGCUUCCUGGUUUCAGGAGGAAAGGGUCUUAAAGAAAAACACAAUAUCCAGAACAAACACGUCACCAGCCUGCUCUUUGACAUUCAAAGGGACGACUGACUGGGAUAUUUCUUAGUCCUUUUUUUGUUGUUGUUAUAUGAUAUGUUAUUUUCUGUUUGUUAAAACAGGACCUUGAAACAACACAACACAUCACCUCAUUUUAUUUUAGAUUUUUUUUUCUUCCCAAAACCUGGGGAGAGGAAACAAAAUCUUGCACAAUUGCUCAUUAAAAUAAAUAUUUUAUUAUUUCAUUUUAAUAAUGGUAGAAUUGUUAUUCAAAUUGACAAACCGACCAGAGCCUACUAUUGCCUCUUCAGUCAGCUAAUUAGACUGACCUAUAAAAGUAGUUGACAAAAUAUGUGAAGAUAAAUCCAACGUAAAAGAAACUACCAACCAAUACUUGUGAAGUAAUACGUUCAGGUAUGAAUCCCCAAAGUUCAUGUUGACACUUCCAAUAGGCUGAGAAAUGAUCUAAAUGAGGAACAUUUAAUGAUUUGAUCGUGAAGAAAUGUGGUUCGCAUCUUUGAAAGAAUUUGCCUCUUUCUUAUAGUGGUAAUUGAAUAUGAAUAUCUAUAUAACUGUUUAAAAGCUAUGCUUAAAACAUAUAUAUUUUUUGUGUACAUCAAGUUUACAUUUUGAAAGACCAUGGCUAUAUCCAAUUCCAGACAAAAUUGUAGCACUCAAAUUUAGCAUUUAUCUUUUUAUUCAUUUAUUGAGCAUUUAUUGAUGAAAAAAGAAACGUCAAUUGGCAUUGAGUUUGUCCUCCCUGGGUUUCUGUGAGCUAAUCUGAAUUCUAGCACUUUCAAUCUUUAAAAAAAAAGAGGUUUUUUUUCUUUUAAAAUUUCAGCUUAUAUGUUCCUGUUUAUCAUUUUGUAUUUGAUCCUAUGUAUGUAUGUAUGUAUGUAUGUAUGUAUGUAUGUAUGUAUGUAUGUAUGUAUGUAUGUAUGUAUGUAUGUAUGUGCCAUUAGUUUGAUGUGUAGAUUUGAUCAAUAUUUGUCUAUUUUUUAAUAGACUUUUCACUAAUACCUUCUUUCAUGUGCUCCCCACCCACUCCCCUGGACUGUACUGCUGCCUAGUAGCUACAGAGUACAUGUUGUCUCUAGACAGGAAAAGGACUGUACUGUUGCCUAGUAACUACAGUGUACAUGUUGUCUCUAGACAGGAAAAGGUUGGUACUGCUGCAUAGUAGCUACAGAGUACCUGUUGUCUCUAGACAGGAAAAGGACUGUACUGCUGUACUGCUGCCUAGUAGUAGCUACAGAGUACAUGUUGUCUCUAGACAGGAAAAGGACUGUACUGUUGCCUAGUAACUACAGAGUACAUGUUGUCUCUAGACAGGAAAAGGACUGUACUGUUGCCUAGUAACUACAGUGUACAUGUUGUCUCUAGACAGGAAAAGGUUGGUACUGCUGCAUAGUAGCUACAGAGUACCUGUUGUCUCUAGACAGGAAAAGGACUGUACUGCUGUACUGCUGCCUAGUAGUAGCUACAGAGUACAUGUUGUCUCUAGACAGGAAAAGGACUGUACUGUUGCCUAGUAACUACAGAGUACAUGUUGUCUCUAGACAGGAAAGGACUGUACUGCUGCCUAGUAACUACAGAGUACAUUUUGUCUCUAGACAGGAAAAGGCUGGUACUGCUGCCUAGUAGCUACAGAGUACAUGGUGUCUCUAGACAGGACAAGGACUGUACUGCUGCCUAGUAGCUAGAGUACAUGUUGUCUCUAGACAGGAAAAGGACUGUACUGCUGCCUAGUAGCUACAGAGAACAUGUUGUCUCUAGACAGGAAAAGGACUGUACUGUUGCCUAGUAACUACAGAGUACAUGUUGUCUCUAGACAGGAAAGGACUGUACUGCUGCCUAGUAACUACAGAGUACAUGUUGUCUCUAGACAGGAAAAGGCUGGUACUGCUGCCUAGUAACUACAGAGUACAUGUUGUCUCUAGACAGGAAAAGGCUGGUACUGCUGCCUAGUAGCUACAGAAUACAUGUUGUCUCUAGACAGGAAAAGGACUGUACUGUUGCCUAGUAACUACAGAGUACAUGUUGUCUCUAGACAGGAAAAGGACUGUACUGUUGCCUAGUAACUACAGUGUACAUGUUGUCUCUAGACAGGAAAAGGUUGGUACUGCUGCAUAGUAGCUACAGAGUACCUGUUGUCUCUAGACAGGAAAAGGACUGUACUGCUGUACUGCUGCCUAGUAGUAGCUACAGAGUACAUGUUGUCUCUAGACAGGAAAAGGACUGUACUGUUGCCUAGUAACUACAGAGUACAUGUUGUCUCUAGACAGGAAAAGGACUGUACUGUUGCCUAGUAACUACAGUGUACAUGUUGUCUCUAGACAGGAAAAGGUUGGUACUGCUGCAUAGUAGCUACAGAGUACCUGUUGUCUCUAGACAGGAAAAGGACUGUACUGCUGUACUGCUGCCUAGUAGUAGCUACAGAGUACAUGUUGUCUCUAGACAGGAAAAGGACUGUACUGUUGCCUAGUAACUACAGAGUACAUGUUGUCUCUAGACAGGAAAGGACUGUACUGCUGCCUAGUAACUACAGAGUACAUUUUGUCUCUAGACAGGAAAAGGCUGGUACUGCUGCCUAGUAGCUACAGAGUACAUGGUGUCUCUAGACAGGACAAGGACUGUACUGCUGCCUAGUAGCUAGAGUACAUGUUGUCUCUAGACAGGAAAAGGACUGUACUGCUGCCUAGUAGCUACAGAGAACAUGUUGUCUCUAGACAGGAAAAGGACUGUACUGUUGCCUAGUAACUACAGAGUACAUGUUGUCUCUAGACAGGAAAGGACUGUACUGCUGCCUAGUAACUACAGAGUACAUGUUGUCUCUAGACAGGAAAAGGCUGGUACUGCUGCCUAGUAACUACAGAGUACAUGUUGUCUCUAGACAGGAAAAGGCUGGUACUGCUGCCUAGUAGCUACAGAAUACAUGUUGUCUCUAGACAGGAAAAGGACUGUACUGUUGCCUAGUAACUACAGAGUACAUGUUGUCUCUAGACAGGAAAAGGCUUGUACUGCUGCCUAGUAGCUACAGAGUACAUGUUGUCUCUAGACAGGAAAAGGACUGUACUGCUGUACUGCUGCCUAGUAGUAGCUACAGAGUACAUGUUGUCUCUAGACAGGAAAAGACUUGAACUGCUGCCUAGUAACUACAGAGUACAUGUUGUCUCUAGACAGGAAAAGGCUUGUACUGCUGCCUAGUAGCUACAGAGUACAUGUUGUCUCUAGACAGGAAAAGGACUGUACUGCUGUACUGCUGCCUAGUAGUAGCUACAGAGUACAUGUUGUCUCUAGACAGGAAAAGACUUGAACUGCUGCCUAGUAGCUACAGAGUACAUGUUGUCUCUAGACAGGAAAAGGACUGUACUGCUGCCUAGUAGCUAGAGAGAACAUGUUGUCUUUAGACAGGAAAAGGACUGUACUGCUGUACUGCUGCCUAGUAGUAACUACAGAGUACAUGUUGUCUCUAGACAGGAAAGGACUGUACUGCUGCCUAGUAACUACAGAGUACAUGUUGUCUCUAGACAGGAAAAGGCUUGAACUGCUGCCAGGCUGUGCCAAGACAGGGCUACAGAGAAGGCAGGUCUCCAUCUGUCCCAGUUUACAGUAGACCUCACCCCACACAUGAGUUUACAGUAGACCUCACCCCACACAUGACAGUUUACAGUAGACCUCACCCCACACAUGACAAUUUACAGUAGACCUCACCCCACACAUAACAGCAGAGAAGAUGGAUAGCUAAUAAUUCAUUCGCGGAAGAAAACUAAAACUAAAGUACUUGUUGGGAGGCAGCUGUAAAUGCUAGGUUUUGCACAGCUAGCCUUGGGAAGUGGCCUUUUCAGGAGUAUUUCAGCAGUUCUUCAGUCUCAUCGGGAUGACAUAAUCAUUUUAUCCAUCCCACCUGUUUUGGAGAGACAAACUCUGCUAAACGUCUGCUGAGAUACUCCUGAGAAGGACUACCUCUGACGGUGGUGUUACACCAUGAUUCAAACCAUCAAAUAGUUCAUUAUCAUCGUUAAUGGAAAGGUUGUGGAAGUAAUAUCUCACCUUAAACUUUGACUGAGUGCCGAGCGGAUGUUUUCGCUACAGCGCCUUGUUGUUGGUUCAUUACCUCGACUGCGCCUACUAGAGAUGCAUUUGUCUUCACCUUUCCUCUGCACUAGUAGGUGCAAAACACACAAUUUAAGGGAAUUCUUUAAUAAAAAAUAUAUAUAUGUUUCCAUUUUUAAGUCAGAACCUGUUUUUGGAUUUCAUUAAAUGCUUUCUUUUAUUGUUGUUGUUGUUGUUGUUGUUGUUGUUGUUGUAGUGAAACUGGGUACUGUCUGGUGAAGACAAGAUUCACAUGUAGUUUUACAUUUUGUUUUUAGCUUAAUGUAUGUCUUCCAAGCUCUUUGUGUAUGUCGUUUAGCGACAUCUACUUUAUGUUUAGUACUUUAUUACAGCCACCUCUGGGGGGGGGGAAAGGUCACCCUUACACUAUUUUAUAUAGCAUGGAGUUUAUCAACUACAGGGAGAAUUGUAUAAAACCAAUAUUCUUCAGAGGAAAAACAGCUUUUUUGUUUGUUUCAUAUCUCACAUGCAAUCAGUUGCUGCAAAGUGACAGAUUUUGUAUAUUGGUUGAUCCAAAGAGAUGACAUAACAACAAACCUAUUUACUGAUUGUACAGUACAUUGUAUCUUUGAACUGUCAUGUGUUAUGUUAUUAAAAUACAAACCCACCGUUUCAUACUUUGGUUUUAA